AUGGGAAAUAUUUUGGGAUCUAGAAAAAAGUUACCAAAAGAAGAUUUAGAAUUCUUAAGGACGAAUACAAAUUUCACAAAGAAACAAAUUAAACAAUGGUAUCGAGGAUUCAUAAGAGAUUGUCCUUCUGGUCAAUUAAGCAAAAAGAAGUUUAUCGAGGUGUAUUCAGGUUUCUUUCCUGACGGGGAUGCAGAAGAAUUUUGUACACAUGUAUUUCGAACAUUUGAUAAGGAUAAUUCGGGUAAAAUAGACUUUAAAGAAUUUCUUUUGGCUAUUAAUAUAACAUCAGGUGGUAAACCUGAAGAGAAACUUGAAUGGGCCUUUCAAAUGUAUGAUAUUAAUGGGAAUGGAACAAUUGAAAAGCAUGAAAUGGUUGAAAUCAUCAAAGCAAUCUACAGUAUGUUAGGUGCAGAUGAAUCUACUGUCGAUCUUAGUCCAGAGGCGCGUACCGAUGAAAUCUUUGAAAAAAUGGAUAGUAAUGCUGACGGUGUAUUAACUAGGGAAGAAUUUAUGGAUGGUUGUAUGGCAGAUAAACAACUUUAUUCUAUGCUAUUGGCUGAUGAACCAGCUGAAUAG
Molecule: messenger RNA, 576 nt
Organism: Trichobilharzia regenti
Lineage: Eukaryota; Metazoa; Platyhelminthes; Trematoda; Strigeidida; Schistosomatidae
Source: the annotation of a GenBank genome assembly